This is a messenger RNA of Eimeria maxima, 1080 nucleotides long. RefSeq lists its product as hypothetical. The transcript has 5 exons. The record is from RefSeq and is a predicted model, not a curated record. The coding region runs from base 1 to 1080 and encodes 359 amino acids. Lineage: Eukaryota; Apicomplexa; Conoidasida; Eucoccidiorida; Eimeriidae. Gene Ontology annotation, biological process: rRNA processing.
AUGCCGACGACAGGGACGGAGAAACAGCAACCGGAUAAAGUAGUUGAGAAAAACCCGAAAAGUAGGCAAAGCCACUCUUCAGAACGCGAGACGAAGAAGCGCGUGGCGAGUUGUGGGCAAAAGGCGCGGAGCUUGCGGCGUCUGCUGGAACACCGAACGGAUUUUCCAGAAGAUGUGCAAGCUCGGAUGCUUGCGGAUGCGGAGGCCUUGGAGCAACGGCACCGGCAGAGGGUGAAGGAGUUGAAGCGACAGAAGUUCAUUCGGGCCAAGAAGGCUUUGUAUUCUAAGCUCAAGUUUUAUGAGUUGAAAAAAGUGCAACGCCGAUUGCAGCAGACGCGAAAGGAGCUACUUGCGUUAAUGUCAGAGCAACAGGAAGACCAGAGUUCUGCAUCUGCUGCUGCUGAAGAUCCCUCAGUUUCUUCUGCUGCAGCAGAUGGUGAGGCCCUGGGGGGACGCAUAGCGGAUGCACAGCGGAGGUUGCGGCUUCAUUUGGACGACUUAAACUAUAUACGUGUGAUAAACAGCAGGAAAGGCAACGAAGCAGAUGACGAUGAGGAGGGGGGGGGAGAUGACAUGUUUGUGGAUGCACCGGAAGCGGAGGAGGCUGCUGCUGGCGCAGAUCCGUUCGAGGGAGCCCAGGCCCUCUCUGACGAGGAAUCAGGACCUGGAGGAGGUAAAGCGGUACAAAGACAUGGAGGUAACAAAUUCCACACUAAGCGCACGAACCGGCCUCGCGACAUCAGACAUGCUGGAGGAGCGGCUGUUGCAGCGCGGGGUAAGAAGGGGGCAACGUGCGAGAGUGAGGGCCAAAAUCCUAGAUGCAACAGCGAUUGGAACAGGAAUCAUUCUUCUGGACGCAUAUCGUUUCCCCCAAACAGAACUGGCAAACAACAUAGCGAACAUAGGGAUAAGGGGCGCAGCAACAAGACCCAACGCCAGACACCGGAGCAAAUGAAGCAGAAGAAACAAAGUGAUUCGUCAGCAGUUACCAAGGACACCAAAAACUGGCCAACGCGAAUCGGGUUGUCUAAACAGAAGGCAACAAACCAGCACGUCAUCUUCACUUCAGACGAGGAAUAG